CACCUGGCAGCUGCUGUCAGCUGGGACAGCAUGAGUCGUCUCAGGCUCUGGGGCCACGCCCGCUUCCGAGCGGGUCGCGUACUUUGGAUGCUGGAAGAGCUCGGCAUCGACUACGAGCACCGGCCGCUUUGGUCUCGGACGGCAGACAUGGAGGCGCCGGACUUCCUUGCUGCAAGCCCUCGCCGCAAGAUACCCGUGAUCCAAGACGGUGACUUCACCCUGACGGAGUCUGCUGCUAUCAACACCUACUUGUGUGACACCUACGCACCCGACAGCGGUUGGGUGCCACCACCGUGCACUCGGGACCGCGCAAUCUACGACGCGUGGCUGAUGACUAUCAUGACGGAGCUCGACGCGCAGUCGCUUUACAUCCAUCGCAAGCACCAGUGCCUGUCCGAGGUUUACGGAGCCGCGCCGGUCGUUGUCGACGCAGCUCGCGACUAUUUUCUUCGACAGCUCGAGAGCGUGACCGCGGUGUUGCAGGCGUCGCCGAGCCUCCUUGCGGGCGCGCACACCUUCACGGCGGCAGACCUGCUGCUCACACAUUGCCUCUGCUGGGCAAGAGAGAUCGAUUGGCUGCCUGACGACCCUGUCCUCCGCGCUUACUUGGACCGCAACACCGCAAGGCCAGCCUUCCAACGAUACAUUGCCAAGGCAAGGGAGGACCCUCACGCCUCAGGCCCCAGGCCCAGCGCCUGAGGCUAGAGUAUAGCGAGGCUGCGCUGACGACUGACGUACGUACAUAAAAGCGAACGCGGUGAGCUAUAGAGUAUGCAUACGUUUCACCCUCUGUACCAUCAAUCGUGUCUUCGUGUCACGCCUGUGUGGCUCCGUGUGUGCGUCACCGUCAGUGCGUCAGAGCCUCUCGCGCAGGCCGCGCACGAGAGCGGUCAGGGAGACCUCCUCCUCCAGGGGGAUUUAUAACUAUACGUGUUAAUAAAAAGUGGAGUCUGGGG
Messenger RNA from Emiliania huxleyi CCMP1516, 956 nucleotides. RefSeq names its product putative glutathione-S-transferase. The transcript has a single exon. NCBI's taxonomy places the organism in Eukaryota, Haptophyta, Isochrysidales, Noelaerhabdaceae. The coding region runs from base 31 to 699 and encodes 222 amino acids. The record is from RefSeq and is a predicted model, not a curated record.